Messenger RNA from Amoebophrya sp. A25, 556 nucleotides. The record is from the annotation of a GenBank genome assembly. Lineage: Eukaryota; Dinophyceae; Syndiniales; Amoebophryaceae.
ACGUUUCCUUAGCGUUACUCAUACGCACUCCUAUUACAACAUGGCUCCUGAUAUAGCAAUUUAACAUGAUCAACACAAUAAAAAUGCCUGAAUACAGCAAAGGAAUGCGGAGGUCGUUCCCAGGUGCGGACGACACGAUCGUUGUCAGAGAUGGGAGCUCUGACGUUGAAGUCCGACAAAGGGAGUCAUUACUCGAGACGCUAACGGAGUUUUUCCCUGCUGAUGAGCAGGAUCAGCAAGGUCUCGUGAAAUGCGAAACAAAGGAGCGACAUGGUCAAGACAACGAGGAAAAUGAAAGGCGUCAAGAUGACAAAAGCAAAUGCAGUAUAGCAAGUCCUGAUAAUGAUAUUAUAUCCAGCACGACCUCUCUGCGCCGCAAGCAAGUUGCGUCUAAGAAGUCCCUGCUUCGUGAGCUAGAGGGUCUGUUGCAAUCAUGGGUGAAGCAAAUCUAUGACGACCGUGGGAUCAAAGAUGAUGAAGAGCAAGGGGAAAGAGGUGGAGAUCCAGCACAUCCAAAGCAAGACUCUGUAGCCUACGGAAUGAUGGUGCCAUACGG